GAGAACAGUCGGCCUGUGUUAAACAGCGUUAUUAUUGUAUUCGCUCCCUCUAUCCGUCCCUAUUAGUCCAUUACACUAAUUUGUCAGUUGUGGAGUGCUGAAUACUGGUCUCGGCAGAUGUUGCGCAGGGUUGGGUCCGGCUCAUGGCUAUUUAAUUGCUUCCUUCCCCGUGUAACUUGUUUCCCUCCAUCUGUGGUGUAAGUCAUAAUCCAUUUUUACAUGUUGGAUAAUUAUCUCUGUGUCCAUUUCCACCCCCUCAAACUUCUAGUUGUUGUCGUUUUAUUACAUUGGAGAAUUCACAGACCGUGAGCCAGAAAGUUUCCAAGGGGCGCGUGGAGUGUGUAGAUUUCUUUGAUAAAGUUAAGCGCUCGCGCAGGCCUACAGAUUUACAGCUCGCCUCGUUUGAUUGGAUUCUCUGUGUGCUGAUGACUUUUGGAAGUUGCGGGGCUAUCCCUGGAAAAAGUUGCAGUUGUCGUUUGGCUGAGCGCUGCCUGAGCUCCACACGUUGGCACCGCGUAUGGAUUUUAGGGCAGGCUGUAAACAGUGUCAAGUAAACACAACAUGGGGGGAAAAAACAGCAGCGGGGAGACGUUUAAAAGGAAUUCCGUUUUGUGUCAACCUGGUCGUUUUGUGUUCAGGGUUGAAAAGUUCAAAUGACCUCUCAAAAGUCACUCUCGCUUUGUGGUCACCUCUUGUCCGAUCAGAGAAGGGGCGCAACGGUCACCAGUGGACACUGAAUUCACAAUAUAUUAAUAGAAAACGGGGGGAGGAAAUAAAUGGUAUUAAUUGUUAUUUUUAGGACGAUCUGAAACCUUCUCUUUCUUUCAAAUGUGUUUCUUUUCAUUCUCUGUGUGUGUGAUCCGAUUCUACUCACACAUCCAAAUAUGCCCCGAAAAAUGGGUAAUGACUUUACUUUUUGAGCUUUAUGUCAGUUAUGGAAACCAAACUCAAAUAACAACUGAACUUUCUUAAAAUUGUUGCUUAGGCGAAUUUGCAAAGGUCACGCAACCCCGCCAGCCAUAAUAAGUUAACGAUCAAUAUUUUAUUUUUGGUGCUGAGCCUUUCGUCAUAGACUCCAAAAUCUUUACAGGUUAUUUUUGAACCCUGCGGCAUAGAAACACACGUUUGUCGCCAUUUCACUAACUUUUAAAAAACAUUUUUUUAGAACUUCUCAUAUAUGUCUCCAUGAGCGCUGGGGUGGAAUUUAAAAUGGAUACGUUUAAGAAUUAAUUCUGGACGGAUGAGGCGUUUUUUUUUUUAUCAUUCCUCCUUAUUUAUAGAACACCAAUAAUUUUGUUUUUGUAUUAAUUAAAGCAACAUCUGGGGUAUUGUAACCAAUUCCUAAUUCUGAGAUUCAUUGCUUAACCGGUUUAGCAAAAACACAGAUUAACAGGCUUUCCCGUCUGAUUUUAGACUCACCCGAAAAUGAAACAGGACGGACGGAGAGUGCGGUUAUUUGGGAAUUAAAACACUCGGUAAUAUUACAAAAGAAUAAAUUUCGACAGGCCCCCAUGUGCGGCGUACUGCCAGGCAGAGGGAGAGGGGAGCUGUAGGUUCAUCUGGAGGUCAGCCACAGCACCAAGAUAAAUCUGCAUCCUCUCAGAGCCACCAGCAGAGCUCGCUUUAGGCCAAGUUCACUGUCACCCUGCUGCAUAGAGGGAGGAAAACCACUCACAUCCACGGCAUGUGCGCGCGCACACACGCAUUCGCGUUAAUGGCACGUUUGCUUGGCGUCUCCCAUAAGCAUAAUGCACAUAAAUGAAGUUACCAAAGGACGAAGAGCCUGUAGUAAUAUCCUGCACUGGAUGAAAACACAACGUGAAGAGAAAGAGGGGAGAGUAAAACUUGGAUGUGCUGCCUUCAACAAAUACUUCGGCUGUUUUGUUUGCUCUAACGCUAAUGAAUGAUUUGCAUAUUUUACAGCCCUAUUAGUCUUGAGUGGGAGCCUGUUGGACUCAUCUCGUCAUUUCCGUCGUUGGAAGCAUCACAAAGCCACAAUUGCAUUUUAUAUCUUGUGCUGGCAUCUUUUAUGAAAUUUGUGAAAACGAUCCUUGUGAGGACAGGAGAUGUACACAUUGUUAAAAUCAGCUUUUCGUUUAGUGAGUGGGGGGCAGAUAUCUCACUGACUGAUGAGAGGGAGAUAGCUGCAGAAGAGGAGGAAAAAUUGGGGUCAAAAGUUUACGCGCUGAACAAGUCUCCGUCAUCUGUUCACUCGGAGCUUGAUGCCAGCCUUAUAAUAGCGAUCUUGACUCUCCACACAAAAGACAGAAUAGCUUUGCAUUACAUAUGUUGCACGGUGCACUCCAGGUGAACCCUGGAAGCGCAGUGACCUCGCGUUUGGGAACGGGGGAGGGGACCCCCCACCCGUCCCCAGCAACAAGAUUGAGUGGCUGGCGUUUUAUUAGGGCGGUUGAUUGGUGAAUUUCCUUUGAAUAAAUUGCAUUUGAUAUGUUUAGGGACCAGGGCAAAAUUUGCAUUUUGAGGAUUGAUACUCUCGACCCGGUCACAGCGUAAUGGGAAGGCCCACGGCCCCCAAAAUGAGCCCCCGGAUCCCUUAAAAAACAUUUAGCUCCUCUCUUCCUGAUCAGCUGAAUAGAAUCCUUUUAUGAAAACAGAAAUGGCACAGAUGUUUUUGUGACUCAUAAAGAAACCCCUUUUUUAAUGUUUUGCGACAAUAUAUUCCAUCUAUGUUUUAUUUUUUCAUAUGACAUGUUUAUUUAAACAUUGUCCUUAUAUAUUAUUAUAGCAUGUUGAAAUACCAAACCUUUGGUAAAAACACAACGGAAAUAAGGUAUAAAUGGGAUUAGGUGACGAAACUAAACAAAGACGAACUCAUUUUGUUAGUAAUUUGAUUUAUAAAAAAAAUAAUAAAUAAGCUAAAGCGGUAUUUUUAUAUUUACUAAUCGUAAUACGCAUUACAUUCGGUCGCAAACCAGAUACAAUAUACAAGAUUAAAACUUUUAUUAUCAUUAUUAUUAUUUUUAAAAGUAACCUAAAUACGCAAUUAUAAAAAUGCAUUUCUCAACAAACAACCACUAAAAUCAGAACAUGAUGUCAUUUUCGAUUCCAAAGACUUUAUAUUGCUGUCAUAACGUAAAUUUAUUUAAAAAUAAAUAAAUAAAUGAAUAAAUAAGCACAAUUUGGAAAAUGUCGAAAACAAAUUAAUUCAUAUUCUAAUUUGUAUUUAGGUCAUUGCAGAGCAUACACCACGUGUACACUACAAUUCUGGACUGUGCAAACAAUAAAAGCUUUUCAAUGUGAAAAAUGUUUUUUUUUGGAAAGAUCUGAAGUUGUAUUAUUUGUUUAAAGAUACGUUUGUUUUAUUAGCCCACGUUGAAAAGUAAGAGCUCAUCAAUAAAGGAAUUUGUUCACAGAACGUGACGUAUGAUACAUUUUUGAAUCUUAACGUGUUUAACAUCAGCGAUUUUUCAGUUGCUUCAAUUCUUUUUAAAUUCACGUUUUGAAAUAUUCUUACGGGUCUUGCUGCGGAACCUCGCUUUGGAUUGCUCGGUCUGCUAAUGUUGCUUUCAUCGAUUGUCCAAACAAAAUUCUGGAGCAGCUGAUACGCAUAGAUUCUUUUUGAGCCAUUUGAAUAUUAGUUUGUAUAGGUGUUGCCUCAAAUCCUCAAUUUUUUCUCAUUAGGCCUACUGUCAACUACUGUUCGCCCUUUACGCAUAAGAAAACCAAGUGUGGUCAUGCGCUUUCUAAAGGAUGCAACCCCUUAUUUUCCAUCCUUCGACCAACUUUAAGCCCUGAAGAUCUCUAAACUAUAAAUCUAAUCAAAAUUAACAGAUGUGGACAAAAGCUAGUGGCCAUUGUUGCUCUUCCUUUAAACUAAUUAAGUUUUCUUUGAGUUGUUUUGCUGUAAUAACCAAUUGGCGCACAAGAAAAUCACACAUUACACACAGUGAAAGGAAAAUAUAUUUUAUUAUCAGUGCUUUUCUUAAUUAAAACAUUUCCAUGGAGGCAUGAAAUUUGGUUUUUAGCCCGGAUGAGUGGCACAUUUGGAGCCCAGAAAGAUUUCGCCGUCAUUCAGCUCUCCUUCCAGACAGGAGACCUUGUGAGAGCACAUCUGCAAUCUGUCACCAUUGUCACAGCACUUCUCUGAUAAUCUAAAUUUACAGUAAACUGUCAGCAUGAUAUAUAUUGGUUAAAUAGACCUUCACUUCACAGUAUAUGCACUGAAAGCUAACACCCUGCUCUGGCCGUUAGCUUAUUUUGAUCUAACACAAAUCCUCUUCGCAUCAGUAAGAGAAUGAGACUUAAAAUUGGUGGAAAAUCACUUAGUGUUAUCUCAACAUUGUUACCAAAUACUGCUCUUUGAUCCACCGUUCAAAGCAAUGAUUAUAAGACCCUGUUGUUGCGUUUUGCCAUGCAUUGAAAUUACAUUGCAUUCAACCUGCAUCAUCUUGCAGGCCUGCAGUAGAUAACAGGGGUGUUAUCAGGACUGUUGUCUAAAGUCGCUUCUGCAGUUGCACAGAAUUGCAUUCUUGCUCCUUUCUAAUAAUAGGUUUUAAUAAAGUUAUUCAUCAACUAUAAUUCAGCAACAAGUAGAAUGACCAGGCGCCGUUAUUCACGCCAGGACAACCCACAGUAAGUGGAUAAUAGCCGAGCUGACCUGGCCCAUAUUUAUACAGUACCUAUAUGUACUAGAAUGGCAGCAGACUGUAAAUUUAGAUAUCAUGUGAAGUCGUCUUACCCGCUGACAUUAUGUUGACAUAUUGCCUCUCAGGUGGUCUCUUGGUCAUAGAGAAACAGCAGAUCUUUGGCGGAGAGUACAUCAGCUGCCAUUUACAAUGAGUUAGGUGCAGGAGAGCCUGUGAGAUACACAAUGUAGCAGUUCUGCCUGCAGCAACGGUGCUCUAACAUGAAAACAGACGCAGAUUUCUGAAGAGGAAAAAACGGAGCGUCUUCAGUCUUCCAAAAAAAUUUCAGUGAUGGAGAAAAGCACUCUGAAAAAUCAAAUCAAAUUAAUUUAUAUACGAGGUGAGCUGCAGCAGAUCUUUGCAGCAUUCGCCUAAUGUCCUCAUUUCCCGCAGAUGCACAUUUUGUCUCAUAGCUUCUUCGACGUGUGAGCUUCUUAAAUAGUUUUAGGUCUUUUGCACAUUUUUUUUAAAAAAUCCUUUGGGGACCCUCCUGGGUGCUGACCCGCGCUAACUGUUCCCCCCUCCCCACCCCCACAACUCCCCAGAGUUGAACAACUGAAGUCCAAGUCCGGGGUGAACCCCAGGUCAGUGCGUCUAACAGAUAUGAAAAUGUCGCCUCUUUGGAAAAAGGGCACGCCUUGUUGUUUAACAAAGACUGUCAAUGGGCAAGAUUAAUCAGAAACAAAAUGGAAACCGUGUCACUUUGGGGUCAGGCGGGAGUUAUCUCUGUUUAGGGGAGCGAAUAGAAUAGGGGUGACAGGAAAAAAGAAAAAAAAAGAAAAAGAAGGAAAGAAAAGAAAGCAUUCAAUAUUUCCGAAGUUUGGCCUAUUGUUUCUUCAUGCAGAGGCCUUGUUGACGUGGACAGUGUGGACUAGCUUUGUGAAGAGCUGCUGCAUCUUGAAGGGACACAGAUACAGUGUGUAUGCUCGGACAUGGAGAGGAAACAGGACCUGGACGUAAAGGCUGAUGGCGAGGAGCACGAAAUCCAGCCCAGUAAAUUCAGGCCAUCGCGCGGUCCUCGAGACACCUUGAACUGCCUUCGGUUCACCCAAGGAGGCCAUUGGCGGAGAGGCGUCACGUGACCACGGGGUGCCAAUGUUAUUCUACAAGGGUGUCAAGACCCUGUCAGUUUCUGAAAUAAAUAUUGGGAAACGGCGAGAUGCAAAAGGCAACCUACUACGACAGCUCCGCAAUUUACAGUGGCUACCCAUAUCAAAGCGCAAAUGGCUUCGGUUAUGAUGCCAAUCAGGUCCAAUAUCCCCGGGCCUCUCAUGUGGAAAGUGAGUACCAUCGACCUGCCUGCUCCCUGCAGUCUCCUGACGGCUCCGUGGCUCUGCAGAAACCGGGGGAGAUGGCGGAGAGCUGCGACAGGACCACAGCCAUUCAAGCGACGCAGUCCAAGGUUCAUCCCGAAAGCAAUCAACCGCAGGUGCCGGUGUCAGGCCCACCCCCUCCCCCACAGUCCCCCGGUGCUAUCAGCCAAAACACAAGCAACGGGUCCAACCAGCCCAGUGCCAAGAACGGCUCCCCGACCUCCUCAGCUCGCAGCAAACACAUCUUCCCCUGGAUGAAGGAAUCCCGUCAGAACACCAAGCAGAAACCCACCAGUAGCUCCAGUUCAGUGGAGAGUUGCCCCGGAGACAAGAGUCCUCCGGGGUCAGCAGCAUCAAAGAGGGCCCGGACAGCUUACACCAGCGCCCAGCUUGUGGAGCUGGAGAAGGAGUUCCACUUUAACCGGUACCUCUGCAGACCUCGAAGGGUGGAGAUGGCCAACCUGCUCAACCUCACGGAGAGACAGAUCAAAAUCUGGUUCCAGAACCGCAGGAUGAAAUACAAGAAGGAUCAGAAAGGCGUCGGGAUGAUGCCCUCUCCCGGCGGACAGUCCCCCCGGAGUCCCGUGGGCCCAGCUUCCGGUGCCGGCGGCGGGGGAGGCGGAUACCUCAGCUCUAUGCAUUCUUUAGUAAACAGUGUACCUUUUGAAUCCCAGUCGCCGACGUCUUACAAUAAACCUCAUCAAAAUGCAUACGGUAUGGCUACGUCAUAUCCCCCUCCUUUAAACAACUGCCCGCCCUCCCAGAAGAGGUAUCCCGGGACCGACUCGGCCACGCCCGAGUAUGACGCGCACCCCCUCCAAGGUAAUGGCAACUACGGGACGCACAUGCAAGGCAGCCCCGUUUAUGUCGGCGGAGGUUACAUCGACUCAAUGCCCAAUUCCGGGGCCUCUGUUUUCGGUCUAACCCACCUCUCGCACCCACCGUCCGCAAACAUGGAGUACAAUGGAGCAAUCACAAUGGGCAACAGUCAGCAUCACGGAGUGUGUGAUCCGACACCGACGUACACAGACCUAACGCCGCACUACUCUCAGGGAAGAAUCCAGGAAGCGCCCAAACUGACGCAUCUGUAGCAGUGGCGCUGCCUGGAUCACUCCGCCCAUUGUCUUAUCCACCUCCAGACACAUUACUGCUUUGUUUCCGCGCCUCCUCACGGCUCCUACCUUCUCUGCGCCUUUGUUUAUGUUUCCUAUAGUUUGAUGUGUGAAGUAGCGUAGGUUAAAUAAUCACGACUUGCUUGAAUUUUUCUAUUUGCUCAUGUCAUUGUUUCACAAAGACCUUUAUCUUGGCUGUAGGACGUCUAGAGCGGGAGGGAGGGGGCACAGUAUAUGCAUAGGCCUAUUUAAUAUUUUUUUUUAAAAUCUUGUUUUAAAAUCUAAACUCAAACAGGGUAUUAUGAACACGUUAUUCAUUUUUAAUGUGAAAUUGUCCGUCUUUUAUUUAUCCGCAGUUGAAGAAUUGUUUUUGUUUUUUUGUUUUUUUUGUUUUGUUUUUUGUUUUAUUCUUGCAUUUUGUUGCACUUGUGUAAGGAUCCUCAAGAGCCACGAGCUGGGAUUAUGAGGGAAAUGCAUUUUCAAAAAAAAAAAAAAAGAAAAAAAGAAAGAAAGAAAGAAAAACAAGGGUCAUUAGCUUACAUGUAGGAUCACUUGCUUGUGGCUUUGUUUUAUUGGACUUUCUAGUGUUAUUUAUUUCGUUCAGUGUACAGAUAAGAAUCCUUUAGUAUUAUUUGACACCCCUCCAUCUUUGAGUGGGGAGAAGGUUGGUGGAAAAUGAGCGUCUCGGCCGUGUUCAGCCUGUACGUAUAGUCUGCACAAGCUCCUCAGCGGGAGCAGCAGCAAACCAUGUUGCUAUCCCAGGCUGUGUUUCUAAUUAUUUCUUCUUCGUCUUCUUCUUCUUCUUCGAGGAGGUGUUUUAUUUUCCCAGCGAAUGUAAAAUCAAUCAGUCAUGCAAUAAGGGUGGAAAGAAGGACACACGUUAACAGUUUCUUUAUUGAAGAAAAAAGAAACACACAUCACAUCAUUUUUUUUCAAUGUCAUACAUUCCAUGCUGCUCCAGUUCGAAGAAAUAAAUAAAAGAAUUGAAAUAUAAUGAAA
This is a messenger RNA of Mugil cephalus (flathead mullet), 8070 nucleotides long. It is a transcript of the gene hoxa3a, whose product is annotated as homeobox A3a. The record is from RefSeq and is a predicted model, not a curated record. The transcript is spliced from 4 exons. Gene Ontology annotation, cellular component: nucleus. Gene Ontology annotation, biological process: regulation of transcription by RNA polymerase II. The coding region runs from base 5806 to 7050 and encodes 414 amino acids. Lineage: Eukaryota; Metazoa; Chordata; Actinopteri; Mugiliformes; Mugilidae. Gene Ontology annotation, molecular function: RNA polymerase II cis-regulatory region sequence-specific DNA binding; DNA-binding transcription factor activity, RNA polymerase II-specific.